This is a messenger RNA of Capsicum annuum, 1177 nucleotides long. RefSeq lists its product as uncharacterized. The transcript has a single exon. Lineage: Eukaryota; Viridiplantae; Streptophyta; Magnoliopsida; Solanales; Solanaceae. Bases 180 to 1049 code for a protein of 289 amino acids. The record is from RefSeq and is a predicted model, not a curated record. Gene Ontology annotation, biological process: root development; shoot system development.
AUGACAACUUGGCUAAGCAUGCAAAAUAUUAUCCUUGUUUUUGACUUGCAUACAUAUAUAAAUUGCUAGUAUAUCAUUUUGGUCUAAAGUCUAAACAGUUCAUCAAGAAACAACCUUUACUCAUCCAACAUUGUUCAAACUCAUUGAUCUGUACUUACAAAUAAAAGUAUCAACUUCAAAUGUCGAAUCAGAUGACCACAAAUCAUGUUCGUUCAACGAGCGUGCCUGCAGCAAUUCAUCCUCUCACUGUCUGUGCUGAGGAGCAGUUGCAAAGGUUGAAGUCAUCUGCAGGAACUUCCACAUCUUCUACCUCGACGAUAUGCCAAAGAUUGGAUGGUCUCAGAAAAUUAUACGAUUGUGUUGAUGAUGUCCUCAAGUUGCCAACAGGCCAAGAAGUUAUCUCACAUGAAAACAAUGUCAAAUUACUUGAACAAGUAUCUGAUGUCUCCCUUAAUGUUUUGGAGACUUGUAGUAUCAUUAAAGAUGCUUUGUCACAGAUGAAAGAAAGUGUCCAACUACUCGAGUCAUGUCUUCGAAGAGGUAGAAAUGGAGAAUCAAACUUAUCCACUCAAGUUGAUGCAUACGUGUCAUCUAACAAGAAAUUGAACAAGGUGAUUAGCAAGUGUUUCAGAGAUUUGAAGCAGAAAGAAAGUAAUCAGACAAUACUAAUAGAAGAUUCCGACUUUGCAUCAUUGAUUCGCCUAAUAAAAGGAGUUGAAGAUGUUAGUAUUACAGUAUUGGAGUCAACUCUAUCUUACAUUUCCCAUCCAAAGAUGAGAUCAAAGGCAAGUGGUUGGUCUAUGAUCUCCAAGAUGUUGAAGCCUAAGAGAGUCUCGUGCGAAGGACUGCAUAUCUCGGAAGAAGAAAAGACACACAUGGAGUUACUUCUUCUAAGGAAUGAGAAGAUAGAUCAAUCACAGAUGCUAAAUGCACUUAAAAAACUGCAGGCAUUUGAGUCGAGCAUUCAAGAACUAGAGGAGGGAUUAGGAGUUAUCUUUAGGCUUCUAUUGAAAAACCGCGUUUCCCUUCUCAACAUUCUCAGCCAUUAACUUGUGCUAUGAAAAAGCAUAUGGUGUUUCAAUCUUGUGUAUACGAUUUUGUCGUACAGAGUACACAAAAUGUAACAAUAUUGCGGUUGUAUAUAAAAAUUUGUUACAUAGAAUACAACAAAUGUACA